GAUACAUCUACCAGUCGCUGUAGGGCGCCGUCCGUCCGGCAUGUCUUGUUUACGGUGAGGUCGGAAUACUACGCUGGUUUAACCAAACACGCCAGACAAGACCCCCAUCCCAUAGACAAGAGAAAGAGACAAGGAAGAGAAAGAGAGAGCAAGGGGAUGUUGACUUGUCCCUCUGACCCGCUCCCUCAGAUAGUUUUUCCAAUGGAUGAAGAUGCUAUUCCCCCAAACAGUUUCUGUAGUGCACCUCCCCACAGUGAACCUCCACCACCUCUCCUCCCCCUUUCCUCCAUCACUCCCAGCUGUGCAAAUGAUGGAAUAUCUGGACAUAGAAGAAGCGGUCGCAUUCAAUCACAAACUCCUAAAAAGACGAGUAACACAGACAGUCAAGCAGUGCAGAGACCAUCAAGACCAAACCGGACACCCUCAAAGAGAACUAGAGACACAGGCAGCAUGGUACAAGUGCCCCGGUCUGAGCAGCCAAGAGUUGAAAGCAUGCACAGACGUGAAAAACAAAACGAGGAGAAAUGUGACUUCAGUUUUGCAGCAGAGCAGCAGAAUAAGCAAAAUGAUCACAGGACUUCCCAGAAGAACCCAACUGUCUCUGCAGCAGAAAAUCUAGAAGAACAGUUUGCUGAUAAAACCUCACAGAACUGUAAUGCUACCAAAGUUGAGAUGGAUACAUGUGGUGGUUUGACCGUUGGACAUGGUGUUGAAAACGUGCCUGUCCCAAAAGGAUGGGUGAUCGGCCCCUUGUUUCAGUCUUUCAAGUCAAAGAUGGCCAGUUUCACAGAGAUCGUCAUGAGUCCUGUGAAACUCUUCCGUCCUCCACUCUCUUUGGACCAUCCAGAAAAGAUGGAUGAGUGUAAGCUUCAGGCUGAUGGGACAUCCGACAUGGAUUUAUCCAAACAGAAUGGUGCGUUUCCUCCAGUUACACAAAGAGAGAAUGGGGAUCAGGAUGCUGCUGAAGACGAAGAUGCACAAAAUACAAAGACUAUAAAAUAUUCUAAAAGGUUAUCAUUCGACUUGGCAGCAACACCGUUUGAAGAUGAAUGUUUGAUGACUCUGAAGGAAAGAGAUUCUCCUAGUCCUGUGCCUUUGUUACAAAAUCCCCUACCCCACUUUGUUUCUGAGGAAGUUUCCGAUUAUGUAGGGGCUUCACCCCAUGCAAGUGCCUCACAUGAAUCAGUGACAGAGAUAAACACAUUUAUGGAGGACCAAAAGCGCAAAUUAGCUGUUCGACUGAAACCACUACCAAGGAAAUGUACUGGAAAUAGAAGAAAAAUUGCCUCUAAAACUGUAUCAUCUGAUAUUAUAAAGGAAACUCCACCAGAGGUUAUUCAUGAGCAACUCUCUCUCAUUAAUUCAGUCAAAUCAAAUAAUGAUGAAUCCCCUUUAUUAUCUGUUCCAGAGUCGUCUGACAAGGACUCUCCUCACAUUGUUUGUGAUGCUGAUGUCGGACAAACAGAAAGUUGCAAUCUGGUUCGUCCAAAGAUUCGGAAUAAUAUAAAUAAUAGCGCCAAAAAAAGGAUGCUUAAGUCUGCUCUGGGAACUCUGUUAAAUCCUGAAACAUCUUCAUCUGUAAGUCUGGGGAGAACAAAGAGGGAGCGCAAACUAGACUGCAACUCCCAGGACUUUGUGAAGAGAAAGCGAUUGGCUGCUGAAAUACAUACAAAGGAUCCACACAAACAAGCGAUAUCAGAUGGUGGCAUGCUGACAAGGCUAGGAUCACCGAAAAAAGAAGUUAGCAGUAUGGAUGACAAAGAUACUCUAAAACCUGCUAGAAAAGGACCAGCUGUUUCAACAAGAGCAAAUUCGAAAGGAAAAAGUGCACAAAGAAUGCCUGCUGUGCUAAUUGAAGAAGCAUUACAGGCACAGACUAAAAAUUCCUCUAAUGGGAUGAUGGUUUGCUCGCUGGAUAAAAACAGUGAUGUGACAGAAACCACUAAAACAGGCAGCAACAGAAAGGUGAAGCCCUCUAGUUUAAGAAAAAGACCCCAGAAGACAACAACAGAUCUUGGUAACUCUGUUAACAGUAUGGAUCUCGAAACCACAGUGGCUAUCACCCAACUCAAGCAGGAGCCGCUGUCAGAAGUCCUCACCCGUCCUGAUAUAAAGCACCUCCAGACACCAGGCAGAUCCACAGAGAUAAAAAAGAAACAACUAAAGAGAAAAUCGCCAAAUCAAGCAGAACCAGACAGCACGCCAGUUUCUACCUCAUCCAUGACGCUAUCAGUGCAGCCAAUGGAACUCACACCGACUGAUUCUAAUGCCUCUCAACAGGAAGACAGCAGGAGCACGGAGCCUAAGAAGCCGUCCAAAAGACCCAAAAAGGGUCCAAGAGGUGUUGUUAAGCCAUCUGCGUGUGCUUGGGAUGGAGAGACAAAGCAAAGCGUUCCUAAUGUUUUGACAACCAAAGAGAACCAGUUUGAAGAUGGCAAAAGUUCAGUGGACCCUGUGUAUUUUGAAAUGACACCCUCUGAAAGUCAACCUUCACUUCCCCAGCAUCAGUUAGACUGUUAUGUAAAAUUAGAUAAUAUUGAUGAGCGUGUAAUGAAAGAGAAAGAAAAGAAAAGCACUCCUGUGAAAGAUGAAGCUUUUUCUUCAGAUGCUGAAGCUAACAUCGGCAGCAGUGUCUGCAUUUCUAGGCUACGUUCGACUGCAAGAGGGGUCACCUUCAGGCCCAGGAGAGUAGACAAACAAAGGAGGAGAUGUAGGGUUGUCCACAGUUGGAACCGUAAAGGUACAGACUUGACAGACUCUGUCACUAUGGAAGAUGCAGACCUGGCUACACGCUCAUCAGAGAGCAGCCCUUCAAGAAGCCUGUUACGCAGCUACUCCUGCCCAGAGAUACCAUCUCUCCGUCACCACGACACAUCCUGGACCUCCUCCCUGCAUUCGCCACAUCAUAGCAAGGUCCACACACCACAACAGCAUCAGUCCUCACACUCUCACUUCACCCAUCACUCCCACAAAUCCCUGCGGCGGGCCCGUCGACACACCGUCUGCAGUCUAGAAGUGGAGAGGGAGAUUGCCCCCCUCUGCCUUCGUAAGGAGGUGUACCCAACCAGGAGAUCCGUCCCAUACGACAGCUCCACCCAGCACCUGCCUCCAAGUGUAGCACUUUCUCCCACCACAUCCCUGACAGCUCUUGCUUCCUGUUUCCUCUCAAGCCCCCUGGCUUUCCUCUCCAAGAAGGACAAAGCUGUAGGGAGCCCCAGCUCCUCCUCUCAUGCUUCCUCUCCCUCCUCCUCUUCCUCCUUUUACCCACUGAGCCCCUCCACGUGGCGCCUUCCAGGAUUCCUACAAAGAGCUGACUCCUCUUGUGCUUCCUUGGAGUCUAGUAGCAGUGGGAACCCCUUGGAGUGUGAAAUCGAGAGGAGAGGGCAGAGUGAAGAGGAGGACGACGGUGAGGACACGAGCUCAUCCAGUCAGGAGUUUGAAGAUGUGGCGCUCAGAGAAGAAAAAGCAUUGUCUGAUUCUGAAAUCAAGGUGGUGCAAAAACUUGAGGAACGAGGGAAGGUGUCAUCUAUCAGAAUUCGGAAAACAUUACCCAAACCUCAGAACAACCUGACACCCAUGGGCCUGCCCAAACCUAUCAGGCUGAAAAAGAAGGAGUUCAGUUUGGAAGAAAUUUACACCAAUAAGAAUUUCAGCAAACCACCUGAAAGCCGACUGGAGACAAUAUUCGAGGUUCCUCUCAAUCGCCGGAACGGCUCAGAGUCCUGGUUCGGCCAGAGGCGUCUCAAACGGUUUUUGGAGUUCCUGGAGGUGGGUGAGGUCAGAAAGCCAAAGAAGCCUCUCGUCGGUGCUGGAAAGGCAGGAAACUCAUCGUCCAGGACGAGAAGGGGGGCCUUCCCUAAAGAAGAACCCUCCCUCAGUGUACAGGAUGUGGACUCGCUUCUCUGUGCCAAGCUGGAUCAGCUGAAUUUGUGGUUGAUGCACGAUCAGAAAGACAGCUGACGGAUUUCUAUUAAAAGUUGAUUUACGACAGCCAUGAAAGAACACAAUUCUGUUUACUAUUUCUAACAUGAAGAUUCACAGGAGUCUUCCAGAUCUAUUUUUAUCACCUCAGUCGUGUAUAUUUAUUGUGGUGACAAACAACUGAAGAACUUAUUUCCGUUCCUUAGCAUCUGGAGCUUGCAAGCUGAAGAACACAUACAUGCAUUUCCUCAAAAGUGCAGGCUGUAAACAUAGUGGUUAAAUUUAUUAUACAGUGAGCCUUUUUGUGUCAUCACUGCCCUCAAACAUCUCCGUCCAUCAUUCCCUGGCCACUUUCUCAGUGAAACCGUCUUGAAAGAGGAUUUCAGCUUUAACUUAACACUUCUUAAGUCAAAAUGUAUUUUCAGUAUUUGUUAAAUUAAAAUCCUGAGUUAGAAAUCCGAACACUUUUCCACAUUAGCGAUUGAUUGUAAGUUUUGUCUUUUCAAAAAUGAUCAUGCAGAUGAUGUUUGUUUUUCUUUUGCACUGUCUCUUUUGAAAGAAAGCUUUGCAUUACAUAAGCAGUGGUGCUCUUUCACAAUCCUAUUAAGUUAUUUUGAAAAGGCAGCUACUUUUUAUUCAGUGCAGACUAAAACUUUGUAAAAUUGCCAGGCAGAGAUUUGUUUUCACAGCAACCAAUUUCAAAACCAAGACUUGUUCUCUUCAGCUCGGGGCAGAGCCUGUUCUAUUAAUCAAUUAUUUGUUGAUGUUCUGGCUGGAGUGGUUUAUUGUUGUAUUGAUUUUAUUUUUUAGCACUUCAGAGAGCAUUUCUAACCAAGAGUCGAGCUUUCCUGGUUGUUUUUUAUUACCUGUGGAUCUCUCUGGGUUCUUUUGUGGUGUUUAUAUUAUAACUUCUCGAUAAAAUGCCUAUGAAAGUAAGAUCUUAUUGGCCAAAAUUUAUCAGGUUGCCUUAACUGUAAACUUUUCUGGUUUUAAAUGUUUUGUAGGCGUAUUUGUAAAUGUCGCUGGUUUUAUGAGGGCAUGUCGAGAUGUUUCAAGCACAAAAAGCACAGAAUUUUUCCUUGUUUUGUUAUAAAAUUGUUUUAUAUGUUUGUAUAAAAGUACAGCAUACUAAUACAUUUAUACUAUUUACAUGGUAACAAUGCAAUAAUGUCAAGAAACCAUGGCAACUGGAGCAGAAACCUAUGAUGUCCUGAUGAAGUGCUGCCAUGCCAUUUUCUUUCUAGCAAUGACCCAAUCCUCAAUGAUCACAUUUAUAUUGAUACGUUAUUGAUUGACUGUUAUUUAUUGCAUUAAAGGUGCAAACAUGUUGAGGAUUGGGUCAUUAGUGGGCAUAACAUUUCUAACCUUUAAUAUAUAAUGUAAAUGUUCUGUAGUGUCAUAGACUUUAGUUAAUGCUGAAUUUUAUAUGCUCAUGUAGAUUUUGCAUUGUCCAUAUGUUCAUACAUUGUUAAAUAAAUAUUACAGCGUAUAAAAAACAAAGUGUUACAGUUUAAUACCAUUUUGCAUGUAAAGAAAUGGUGUAGCAGAGUGUAAGUGCUGGUUUCUUCACACCUUUGUGGCCUUUAGGAGUUGAUGAUCUGCUUUGUACUGUCUUCCAUCAGUGUAUCUACUCAGCCAGUAUCAAAGGAGAAAUUGCCGUUGUUCUCUUCAAUCUAUCAGUGUGAAAAUAUAUGAGAUCAACGCCAUUAGAAUGGGAAUUGAAACCAGAAUCAAAAUCCAUAUCAUGAUGGAGGUGAUGCCUAAUUUUUUGGCCCGUCUCAAAUGCUUCGCAGCUACUGUGGGAUCUUCUGUCUUCUCA
Cheilinus undulatus (humphead wrasse) is the source of this 5740-nucleotide messenger RNA. RefSeq names its product proline rich 14 (gene prr14). The record is from RefSeq and is a predicted model, not a curated record. Bases 157 to 3960 code for a protein of 1267 amino acids. Lineage: Eukaryota; Metazoa; Chordata; Actinopteri; Labriformes; Labridae. The transcript has 11 exons.